Molecule: messenger RNA, 2116 nt
Organism: Pteronotus mesoamericanus
Lineage: Eukaryota; Metazoa; Chordata; Mammalia; Chiroptera; Mormoopidae
Gene: ZNF8
Product: zinc finger protein 8
Exons: 4
Coding region: 89-1780 (563 amino acids)
Biological process (GO): regulation of DNA-templated transcription
Source: RefSeq, a predicted model, not a curated record
CGGCCAGCGAGACGAGCUGCCUGCUUGGGAAGACGGUUCUUGCGUUUAGAGUCGCCCGGGGCUCCUGUCCUCGACCUGUCGGUCCAGGAUGGAACCCGAGGAGCGGGCGGCCGCUUUGGCGAUGGCUACGGGGCCUCCGACGGAACGACUUCAGGAGCCAGUGACCUUCCGGGAUGUGGCUGUGGACUUCACUCGGGAGGAGUGGGGGCAGCUGGGCCCUGCCCAGAGGACCCUGUAUCGUGACGUGAUGCUGGAGACCUUUGGGCAUCUGCUCUCUGUGGGGCCUGAGCUUCCCAAACCCGAGGUCAUCUCCCAGCUGGAGCAAGGAGCCGAGCUGUGGAUGGUGGAGAGAGGAAUUGCCCAGGGACACUGUCCUGGCUGGCAGCCUGGACCUGAAAGCCAAGGGCCACCCGCAGAGCAGGGCCCUCUCACGGAGGAGCUGUCUUGCAUCACAGAAAGAAGAGGCUUCCUGGGGGGCGCUGCCGGUCCCACCAUCCGAGGGGAAGGCCAGGUCAAGGCACCUGAGAAGGGCCAGGAUAGUUCGAGGCACUUGGAACUUUGCCUUGAGGAAGCACCCGUUCAAGAUAGAAGCUAUGAAAGUCGCAGCCUUGGGGAAAGCUGUGUCCCAAGUUCACACCUAAACCUGCCUCCAGAGAUUCCUCGGAGAGAAUAUUCCUGUACUUCGAACUCACAGGUUGCCGAGUCGGAGGGUCACUCAGACUCGGUCCGUCAGCAGACAGGCUCUUCCGGGGAGCAGCCGUGUGACAGUGGGAACUGCAGUGCAGGGUCUGGUGUGGCUGUUCCGGCGGCGGAGCUCACUCCAGGCCCCGUGCAGGAGAAACCCUACAAGUGCGCAGACUGCGGGAAGUCCUUCAACCACAACGCGCACCUCACCGUGCACCGGAGGAUCCACACGGGGGAGAGACCUUACAUGUGCAAGGAGUGCGGGAAAGCCUUCAGCCAGAACUCCUCGCUGGUGCAGCAUGAGCGCAUCCACACAGGAGACAAGCCCUACAAGUGCGCGGAGUGUGGGAAGUCCUUCUGCCACAGCACGCACCUCACCGUGCACCGGAGGAUCCACACUGGCGAGAAGCCCUACGCGUGCCAGGACUGCGGGAGGGCCUUCAAUCAGAACUCCUCGCUGGGCCGCCACAAGCGGACCCACACCGGUGAGAAGCCGUACACCUGCAGCGUGUGUGGCAAGUCCUUCUCACGGACCACGUGCCUGUUCCUACACCUGCGGACUCACACUGAAGAGCGGCCCUAUGAGUGCAACCACUGCGGCAAGGGCUUCCGGCAUAGCUCCUCGCUGGCGCAGCACCAACGCAAGCAUGCUGGGGAGAAACCCUACGAAUGCCGCCAGAGGCUGAUCUUUGCGCAGGCAGCCGCUCUCACCAAGCACGAGUGGGCCUGCGACCCGCCUGGGAAUCCAGGGGAGAGGGCUCAGCGGAGCGACCGGCCCUUCAAGUGCGGUCAGUGCGGCAAGUGUUUCAUCCAGAGCUCGCACCUCAUCCGGCAUCAGGUGACUCACACCAGAGAGGAGCCUCGUGGGCGGAACCGGCGGCGGAGGGAGCAGCCCCUGGGUCGCAGCUCCCAUCAGCAUGUGCUGGCAGGUGAGAACCCUGGGGGCGGGCCGAAGGGAGGACAGCCGGCGAGCAGGGCACUUGCCCUCUUUGACAUCCACGAAAUCAUGCAAGAGAAAAACCCGGUGCACGUUAUCGGGGUAGAAGAAACUUCCGUGGGCACCUCCGUGUUACUGAACGUCAGAGACUCCACAUAGGGAAAAACUCUACAAAUGACUGAACCACAGGUACAGACGUGUAACUCCACAUGGGGUGUUCACCGACAGGGGCGCUAGGGAUAAGAAGGCCCAGGGCAACCUCCGACUUCCUAUGAAAGAUGCUUCCCACACACCUUAGAUUGGUAGUCCUCAGAUCUAUCAAGCUUGGUGCCCCCUUUAACAUAGAUAUUUUGUACUGUUCCCUCUGUGACCCUGAAAUGAAUUCAAACAUAACGUCAAAAAAGUCAACCUACAGCUCUGUUUUGUAAAGGAUAAUUAAAAGUAAUUUAUGAUGGAGUAACGCGUACUGAGUUGGUGCAGAGUCUCUCCGUGACU